AUGGCUAUUAAACGAAAAGAUUUUCAAAAGACCUCAUCGACCAUAUUAGAAUUUUUAUUAAAAUUGCCAGAUGAAGAAACGAGUGCACGUUUAAGAGAUACACUACUCCACGCAUUACAUUUUUUACAACAGUAUUAUUUAGUGUUACAAAAACGUGAUAAAGAACAAAAACCGUUACAAUGGACAAUCGAACGUGGUCUAAGUCCAUUAACACCAUUUCGUGAAGCACCGGAUAAAUUUGAAUGGCAAUGGAUAUCAGUUGAUUCAAAUAAAGUUAAACAGACAGUACCAAAACAUUCAUUAAAUAAUUUUCAAAAUUUACCAGCAAUUACGUUAGCUGUUCGAGAGGGCGAUUUACGUUAUGUUAAAGAACUAUUAAAUGAAAAUAUGGAUUUAAUUUCUAAAGUGGACUCGUUCGGUAGAGAUUUAUUGACUUACGCAGUACAAUUUAACCAAAUAAAUAUAUUAAAAUAUUUAUUAGAAAAACAAGCAAACGUUAAUACAUUGGCAAAUGAUGGAUCAACAUGUUUACAUCGAGCAUGUUACGGUGAUGGAACACAUUGUAACAUUGAUAUCGUACGAUUACUAUUAGAAUAUAAUGCUGAUCAUGCAAUUUUAGACGUACACUUACGUUCACCAUUACAUUGGUCGGUAUUAACAGAAAAUAUUGAUUGUUUAAAAUUAUUAAUUGAAUAUAAAGCAAAUAUACAUGUUAAAGAUGUCGAUGGCAUGACUCCAGCUAUGUGGGCAUGUCAUCUUGAUAGAUUUGACCAUUUUCAAGAAUUAUCUCGCCAUGGUGACGAUGCAGAGGAAAGAGAUAAUGAUGGCCGAACAUGGAUUCAUUAUAGCGUAAGAAAAACUGAACCGUUAGAAUGUUUAAAAUCUCUAUUAUCACCCAAAACAAUGUUGUUGAGAGAUACCGAAGGUCGAACUUGUUUGCAUGUUGCAGCUGAACAAGGCUCUGUGUUAGCAUGCCGUCUAAUAUUCGACAUGGGCGAAAAAAAUUCCAAUAAAACGUACAUUCAUGAAGUUGACAAUCAGAAACAAACACCAUUGCAUAUUGCAACUAAGAACGGUCAUGCUCGUGUUCUCAAAGAACUCCUAGAUCAUGGAGGGGAUCCUCAAGUGAGGGAUGUUCAUGGGAUAUCGUCGUUAGAUUAUGCUCUGAAUCGUGGACUUUAUUUUUGCCGUAGUGUAUUCGAAGUUUAUUUACGUGAUAAACGGGGCUUAAUGAAUAACAGCCCACGAGAUAGUCGUCCAUCGACAACGCGUAGCUUUGGUAAUGAAGCCUCACACGAUAUGUUUUCGAACGUUGCUCCAUCACCACCCAUAAAUGGACACGCAAAUUUUAUACGUCGACCAACACGUGCUACAACAGAUUCAGUUUCAUUUUCACAAACAUCUUCGCUCUCACGACCUCCAUUACCAAAUGGAAAAAAAUCAGGCGAUCUUGCAAUGACUUACCCAUCAGUUACAUCAUUCAGUCGCGAUGGACAACAUCAAAAUCACGAUGAUGAAAACGAUCAUCCACUAAUUAAACAACGACGUAUACCGUCUGCAAGAAGUACAGACAGCAGUAUACAGCCACCACCUCCUGUCAAACCCCGUAAAAGUUCUACACCAACCUCAUUGAAUGAUGGUAAGCAUCAACAACAGCAAAAACCAAACUAUCGAAAGUACAAAGAUGACACAGUCCAUUCGGAUGAUGAUGCAGAUAGUUUACAAGGACAAGGAGGAAAUAGCGACGAAUUCUUAUCGGAUUAUGAUGAUGCGAAUGAUAAAAGAGGUAGACGAAAGAUCUUAGUGAAGAAACCACAUCAGAAUGGACGCUCAGAUUAUAUUAAGAAACAACAAACGAAUGACGAACUUCGUUUUCAAAAUGGAAACGAUGAUGGUUUCGAUUCACAAGAUGAAUACGAGCGUCCAACAUCACGUUUAUCUGUUCGUAUUAGUGAUGAAAAACCGAUCACAUCGCCUACAUUUAACGGUGUAAUCAGACGAAAUAAACAGUCGAAUAUAAAUAAUAAUAAUUCAAACAAUCGACAUUCGAUGUAUGAUGAUUACCGCUUUCUAGAUGAACCAGUACCGCAGCAACAAAUUCGAGUAUUGUCCCCUCAACCACUGAAAUCAUCGCCAUCCAAACAACGGAAAGAAUUUCCUACGCCUGUAUCAAAUCGAAUUGGUUCUGGCGGUAAUCAGAGUAACAGCGGUACGUCACAUUUACAACAUAUAGCAUCAGCCACAAAUCGUUUGAAAUCAGGUUCUAAAUCAAGUUCAACAGAGAGUAUUCCCACACUCGAUUUGACGGUUGCUGGACAAAAAGUUUUUCGUACAAAAAAUAACAAUGAACAAUAUCUGGGUAACUCGUUACCAUCGACAAACGCACUCAGACCACCAAGCGGUAGGUUAAAACCAUUAAAUACUCAGUCGAACGAUAAACGUACUAAUUCAAACUAUAAUUUCGACGAUACACCACAUACACUUGAUGAUGUAACGAAUAAUACAUCACCCGCGAAAUAUGUACAUAGUCCGACAAAUUCUGCUCAUUCAUCUUCGACAAAAACUCAUUUAUACAAGAAAAAACUAACACCGUUAAAUGGUGAUAUAAUAAAAAAAUAUUCGAAUACAAAUCGUUUAUCAAAUGAUAGACAACAUCAGCAGUACGUUGAAGCUGAAGAUAUAAAUUCGGACACUGAGGAUAUUAGUGGUCAACAACAAAAAUCAUCCUCGAUUUCAAGUGAAACAGGAUCAAAACGGUCAACUAUACAUGUCUAUCAUUGA
Didymodactylos carnosus is the source of this 2781-nucleotide messenger RNA. The record is from the annotation of a GenBank genome assembly. Lineage: Eukaryota; Metazoa; Rotifera; Eurotatoria; Philodinida; Philodinidae.